CAGUGCCUCACGGACGACGUGGGCGGACGCACGCGCUGCAAGAGACGGCGCGACCUCCGACCGGCGGCCGCGGCCGCGCCAUGCCCGCGCUGGCCUUGCGCGACCAGCCGCUCGACUGCUCCAUGCGCCUGCGCGACGUGCCAGCCUGGCCGCCGCCGCCUCGCCACGUGUCGGGCCGCGGUGACGUCAGCGGCUUCUUCAACACUCAGAUGGUGCUCGACCUUAACGAGGAAUCCGGUGAUCUCAUAAAGUCGCCCUCCCCGCCGCCCAGCCAUGACGGGUCGGCGAGCGGCGAGGGCGAGCAGAGCGGCGACGAGCGGCCGCCCUCCGCGCCGCUGCCGCUGCCCAUGCACCGCGCGCCGCACGCCGCCGCCACCGCCGCCGUGCUGAACGCAGCGGGCGCAGGCAACGCGCUAGCGCAGCUGCAACACUUGUUGCUGACGCAGCACGGCGCACACUCUCUCCUAUUGCACACACAGGUGCAGCAGGCAGUCGCUCAGGCCGCAGCGCAACAGCUGCAGCAACUGCAGGCCAGAGCCAACGCCGCACCCCCCACUGCCGUUAUAUGGAACGUUCGUUGCGAUGUUGCAGACACCCGGUCGCCGUCCCCGCGCGGGUCGCCGCCGGGCGCGGCCGCGUUCCUGACGCCGCACACGCCGGGGCCAGGCCGCGCGCGCUCGCCGCACGCACAUGCGCACGCGCUGCACACGCACACGCACACGCACGCGCACGCGCACACGCAGGCGCACUCGCCGCUGCACGCGCACGCGCACAAGCCGCGCGCGCUCGACCCCGCCGACGACACAGCCGACUUAGAGGAGCUCGAACACUUCGCCAAAACAUUUAAGCAGCGUCGGAUCAAAUUGGGUUUCACACAAGGCGACGUGGGCCUGGCGAUGGGCAAACUGUACGGAAACGACUUCUCGCAAACGACCAUCUCGCGCUUCGAAGCGCUCAACCUGAGCUUCAAGAACAUGUGCAAGCUGAAGCCGCUGCUGCAGAAGUGGCUGGAGGACGCGGACUCGUCGCUGAGCGGCGGCGGCGGCGGCGCGGCGCUGGGCGCGGGGCUGGCCGAGGCCGUGGGGCGGCGCCGCAAGAAGCGCACCUCCAUCGAGUCGGGCGUGCGCGUGGCGCUCGAGAAGGCCUUCCUGCACAACCCCAAGCCCACCAGCGAGGAGAUCGCCGCGCUCGCCGACUCGCUCUGCAUGGAGAAGGAGGUCGUGCGCGUCUGGUUCUGCAACCGCCGCCAGAAGGAGAAGCGCAUAAACCCACCGGCGGGUGAGGGCGGCGCGGGCGGCGCGUCGUCGCCGAGCGGCGCGCUGCUGCCCGCGCUGCACGCGCUGCACGCGCACGGGCCGCACGGGCCGCACGCGCCGCACGCGCCGCACGGGCCGCACGGGCCUCACGGGCCCGCCGCCGCGGCCGCACACGCCGCCUUCCAGGCCGCCGCGCUGCAGCCGCUGGCGCUGCUGGCGCGCGCGCCGCGCGACUGACGGUCACAUAUCCUGUAAAUACGAGUCCGCGCCGCUCGACCCGUGCAGUGCGUUGAACACUACGUGAAGCUGAUUAGUUGUAAAACUGAAGAUUAUUUAUAAAUAUUGUACAGAAUCUUAAAGUUCAUGUUAUUUUUUAUUUCUAUAUUGCGUAACGAAUUUUAUAUUGUAUAGUGACGUCUGUUAUAUCUGUGAAUGUAUCGUCGGUCGGUAGACGCAAGCGUGGUAUACGAGCCGCGGCCGGCUAGCGGCGUAGUUAGCGAUAAGAUAGGACAUAGUAUCGAAUUAUAUUUAUGUGGGGCGGGGGCGGGGGCGAGCCCGCCCGCGGCCUCCGCCCUCCUGUACAGAGCUCAUAUCACUUAGCGCGAGACGCGAACGUAAGGUGGAUGUGUAGAAAACUGUCUAUAUGUUAUAAUAAAACAUUAUAGAUUUAAA
Molecule: messenger RNA, 1928 nt
Organism: Zerene cesonia (dogface butterfly)
Lineage: Eukaryota; Metazoa; Arthropoda; Insecta; Lepidoptera; Pieridae
Product: silk gland factor 3-like
Exons: 9
Coding region: 81-1493 (470 amino acids)
Biological process (GO): regulation of transcription by RNA polymerase II
Molecular function (GO): DNA-binding transcription factor activity, RNA polymerase II-specific; RNA polymerase II cis-regulatory region sequence-specific DNA binding
Source: RefSeq, a predicted model, not a curated record